Anneissia japonica is the source of this 3884-nucleotide messenger RNA. RefSeq names its product ankyrin repeat, PH and SEC7 domain containing protein secG-like. Bases 880 to 3756 code for a protein of 958 amino acids. The record is from RefSeq and is a predicted model, not a curated record. Gene Ontology annotation, molecular function: protein binding. The transcript has a single exon. Lineage: Eukaryota; Metazoa; Echinodermata; Crinoidea; Comatulida; Comatulidae.
ACUAAGUUAUUUCCCGCAAUUCACAUUGGCGGAUUUGUUUUUUUUUUUCCUUUGUUGGGGGUGGGGUGUCCCUUCCUCUUUGUGGUUCACCGAUUCAUGGAAAGAAGAAUAUGUAUGUGAUGUACUUUAUACACACAUAAUAUGCCUACUAGUAUUUACUGUAAUAAGAAUGAGAAAGUUACCUGACCGUUUUCAAGGGGGAAAACUUAAAAUUUCAAGAAUUAAAGUCAUUAAAAGACAGCUCAGAAGUCGGCAAAGCUAAUUUCCUGCCAUCUAGGGAUGGAAAAUUUUUAACAUUUUCCCGGGGGAGGACCCCCCUUCCCCUUUGUGGUUCAUCGGUUCAUGAAAAGAAGAAUACGUAUGCGAUUCAAUUUUUUAUGCACAUAUACACACAUAAAUAGGCCUAUUUACUGUAAUAAGAGUGAACAUUUAGAGGGGCGCUUAUUCGAAAUUGAACAUUUGGAGGGUACGCUUAUUCGAAAUUUAAAAUUUGGAGGGGGGUGCUUAUUCGAAAUUUACCAUAUGGCAUAAUUUAGCAUAGUUUUCCAUCAGCCUCGGCAUAAUUUGAUUUUAAUCACUGGUCACACUGAAAGACAGAACAUAUACAGACGAACCAAGUGGUGCUUGUUGAUGGGCUGUUAAUCCAUUGAGAAAAUAGAUAUUUUCUCUAUGGUUAAUCGUACUACUGUACUUGUUAAUUCUAUGCUCGACUGAAUUUGAGGAGUUACGUGACGUAGAACAGCCAAUCAGGCUGCUUAAUUUUCCUUUAUUGGCAAAUUCUCAUAUAGGAAAAAAAUAUUGCUUCCUGCAUCCAUAGCAGAAGAAGGUUUAUAACAAAAACAAGCAGCUGAGAAAAGAUUGCUGAGUACCGUACUCAUUAUGGCAGAGUGUGGUAGUACUAAGCUAUGUCAUGAAGAAGAAGUUAAACAUACACUAUUCCACAUGCUGAAAAAUGAAGACAUUGACAAUUUCAAACGAGUAUUUACUUCUGCAUCGCUGAUACCAAACACACAUCAGCGUUUGGUGAACUCUACGGACGACAGCGGUAACAGUUUCCUGAACCUGGCUGUAGAAAUGAAUCAACUAGAGUUGUGUCGCUUUUUAUUGAUAAACGGUGCCUCCCCUGAUGUAGGUGAUCAAGAGUGGCAAAUGUAUCCAUUACAUUAUGCUGCUUCACCAGAAGUUGAUGUGUCGAUAGUGGAACUGCUCAUAGAAUAUGGAGCUAACCCAAACGUAACAAACAAAGUAUUUGAAACACCUCUUCAUGAUGUAUGUGAAUUUUAUCAGCCGGAGAAAACAAAGAUUCUGUUGGCAGCUAAAGCGGAUGUGAAUGCUUUAGAUCAGUGUGAAAACACUGCACUUCACAAAGCCACAAAAACAAUCGUUACAGAAGGUAGUCAUAUUACUUUAAAACCUGAAGAUGUAUGUGAAUGUCUCGCCAUAGUUAAACUAUUGGUCGAAGCCGGUGCCGACGUUAACGCAAAAGAAAAAGAUGACACCACUGCUUUACAUAAUUCGGCUCUUAAUUGUUGUGCUCGAGCAAUAACUUAUCUGCUGGAUAAUGGUGCACUUGUGAAUGUAGUAGAUUCUCAUGGCGAAACACCGCUCAACCAUUUGUUCUUCAAUAUUCAUUUUAAUGCAAAAUCAUUGAAGGAUGAAGCAUUUAACAAUGAUUCUAUUGAUAUUACUGAAACUGAAAAAGCUCUUGUUGUACUGUUAGACAAAGGGGGUAAUAUCAAUCAUGUGAAUACAUUCGGUGACAGUGUGCUACAUAAAGUAUGUAACUCAACAACUGAAAUUGUCAACAUGAUCAUUAAUUAUGGUGCGGAUAUAAGCGUCAAAGAUAACUUAGGAAGAACGCCACUUCAUACAUGUAUAAUGAAUAGUCUUACUUCUUCAGAGGAAAACCAUAGACCUACUCAAAUGCUACAAAUAUGUAAAUCACUGAUCAAACGUGGAGUCUCUGUUGAUGAAAACGACAUAAACGGUUCUACACCCUUACACUAUGCCAUAGACCUGCCUUCAUAUGAUAUAACGCAAAUGCUGAUUGAAGAGGGCGCUAAUGUGAAUGCACCAAACAAAAGUGGAACUGUUCCUAUUCACUUUGCUGUAGCAUGGAUUGAUGAAUAUAAGAGUCUUCUUGAUUUGCUGCUUAAAAGUGGGGCAGAUAUUGAAGCGACAGACAUUAAUGGAUCUACUGUAGCACACUAUGCAGCUUGGUACUCAGCAGGAACACAUCCUAACUGCGUAGAAUUCCUGCGAACCUUCGUUGACCUGAAAAGAAAGGACAUGCAAGGAAAUACUGCUGUCAGUGUUGCAGAAUUUAUUGGUAACAUGCAGUUUGUUGAACUGUUCGGAUGUGAAGAUGACAAUGCAGAUGAUUCCAGUAGUGAGGGAGAAUCUUCCGAAAUGAACGAGGAAAUUAAGAAGAGCAAUGAAAGUGAUGUAGUUAAUACUUCACCUGAAGAGGUUGAAGCUGACAACAGCGACAUAGAUAUUGAUGAAAUAGCUCCUGACAGUUUAACACCUAUCAAAGAGGAGGAAAUUCCACAAUUCAUAGAACAGUUUAAGUUGUAUCAUGGAAAUACACUCAAUCACAUCAUAGAAAACCCAUAUUUUGAUGAAAUUGCAAGUUCAAGAGAAGCCCACUAUAUCCAUGAUUCUAUAGAUGAACUUGUCAGACAGAUUUUGAUGAAAAUAACAGAUAUUGAUUCUAGAUUUGAAGCCUCAGCCGUUUUGUCUGGAAGUGUGAGCGAAGGCACUAAGAUAUUUCUUCCUAAUGAAUUUGACUAUCUCUGCUGUCUACACAAGUUUGAUAGCAUCACCACUGUUGUUGAAACAGAUCCAAACAGACCAGCCUGUUUUGCAUCCCUCGUCAUGAAUACGCAAAAUACUAGAAGCCAGCGUUCAGAAUUUGCUGAAUUUUUCAACGAUUCACUUUUACAACAGGACCGGGUGUCGAGAUGUUUUUAUCAGCUUAUCAGAAAAGUGAUUUCCGGUAAAGAUAUCUUGUCAAAGUUUCCACGAUUCCUAUUAUAUGGUCAACCAAAGGUGGCAAAAGGUAGAAUACAUUCCUUAACUGUGCAGUGGAUGGGAUGGCUGAUCAAAAAGUUGGUGAUAUCGAUUGAUUUCGUUCCCACUAUUCCAAAAAGAAAAUGGUGGCCAUCACAAAUUCAAAAGUCAAGAUUAACAACAGACAAACACGUCUCAUCUAUCGGAUGCUUACUAAUAACUAAAUCUGACAAAUCAGAAAAGUUUCAAUUCGUGCCUGCCUACAAGAUGACAAAAUUUCUGCGUGUUUCAUUUUCUGAAGUAGAAACAUUCCUGAUUAGAAAGCAGAGUGACCAAGUAAAAAAAGGAUACAAGCUCGCCAAGAACAUGAUAGAGCUGGUUCCUCCGCUACGAAUUAGCGAUGACGGUGAAUAUAAGCAUCUAGCGAGUGAACUGAUAUCAAGUUACAUGCUGAAAACCUGUCUCUUAUAUAUUCUUGACAGUGACACAAGUGGUGAGGACCAAGAAAAACUAAACAAUGACGUAACGGACGGAGAACAAAUUAGAGCAUGGGCAUUUGCCAUUUUUAAGCAGUUGGAGAAGUUUUUAACAGAUAAACAAGGCACAGUUCCUUCAUUCUUUGUUCCAGAAUAUAAUCUCAUAUCUCUGGAAGACUUUUCUACUGAUGCUACUUAUACAAUGAAUGAUCAUAGUCGUCUUCAGUUUUGCAGGAUGAUAAUGGCAAUAUUGGAUCCAAAAAAGUAAACAAUGGACAAAAUAAGACACCAUUUAAGUUACAGUUAAGUAGAGGACUUGCGUAAUAACCAGUACAACUUUGAGCUAAAUUUUAAAUACGAUUCAAUUAUGUCUAUUCAAUAUAUAUAUCUUGAUUU